AUGGGCCGUGUGGAGCCGUCACGGGGCCUUGGCACAACCAAGGACACAGAUAAGCCUUACAUCUGCAUGCUGGAAAUGUCUGUGGUAUCAGAAGAAGUCUUCAUAAGAGGAGUGAAGUACAAAUCAGUGGUGAAGGGCAUGCUGUGGCAUGACUGA
Molecule: messenger RNA, 156 nt
Organism: Histoplasma mississippiense
Lineage: Eukaryota; Fungi; Ascomycota; Eurotiomycetes; Onygenales; Ajellomycetaceae
Exons: 3
Coding region: 1-156 (51 amino acids)
Source: RefSeq, a predicted model, not a curated record